Penaeus monodon (black tiger shrimp) is the source of this 453-nucleotide messenger RNA. Its product is annotated as zinc finger protein 425-like. The record is from RefSeq and is a predicted model, not a curated record. Gene Ontology annotation, biological process: regulation of gene expression. Lineage: Eukaryota; Metazoa; Arthropoda; Malacostraca; Decapoda; Penaeidae. Bases 1 to 453 code for a protein of 150 amino acids. Gene Ontology annotation, cellular component: nucleus. The transcript has a single exon.
AUGAAGCCUCCUCUGCAGGUGGAGCGGGACACAAACCCUCAUUGGGCUGGUGGAAGAAGAACAGCAGGGGAAUGGCAGAGCCCCCCUAUCACCUCUGGCAGGGUGCACCAAUGUCCGCACUGUGCCUACAAUACAAACGAUUCCUUUAAGUUGCGUAGACAUAUAUUGAAGCAUACUGGAGAGAGACCUUUCUCUUGCCCAUAUUGUUCUUAUGGCACCACUCGGAAAGAACUUCUCAAGGAACACAUUAAUGUCCAUACUGGUGAGAAACCGUAUAACUGUCCCCAUUGUCCAUACAGUGCAUCUCAGAGAAGUUGCUUAAAUGUCCACCUAAGGAGACAUGCUCCCAAUGAACGGUCAUUUACAUGUCCAUACUGUCCUUUCAAAACAUUCCAAAAGUCUAAGUUGAAUACCCAUGUGUUAACUCAUAAGGCUGGAUAUCAUAUUCCCUGA